Molecule: messenger RNA, 574 nt
Organism: Mycotypha africana
Lineage: Eukaryota; Fungi; Mucoromycota; Mucoromycetes; Mucorales; Mycotyphaceae
Exons: 4
Coding region: 78-383 (101 amino acids)
Biological process (GO): extrinsic apoptotic signaling pathway
Molecular function (GO): CD27 receptor binding
Source: RefSeq, a predicted model, not a curated record
UCCAUUUGGAAAAUGCGGCGUUAGAUGAUCUUGACUUAGCUAAUGUACUUCGUCAGAAAUUCAGGGAAGAUCCCGUCAUGAAACAGCAAGCUGCACAAAAUACUUUUAGUAUGCUUAUGAAUGCUCAAAGAAAGGCCCAGGUUCAUACUAUUAAACAUAUGAACAGCAGUUCUUUACCCACAGCAUCCUAUACUUGCUACAAAUGCAUGCAAAACUGUGCCUGCGAUGUGUGUGCUUUUUGUGAAAAGCGUGUUUGUCAAAAUUGUAUUCAACAGUGCAAUCAAUGUCAAAACCUUUAUUGCAGCACCUGUUCUGAAAUAGACUACUCUUUAUCGAUGGAUCGAGUAUUCUGUUUAUCAUGUAAACAACACGAUUCAAUUUGAAUUGAUCUACGAUACUAUACACAUAUCUACAUAUACCCUUACAAAAAUUGGUUGAACAGCUACCAAUUCUACUUAAUUACCAAUUAAAACGUAUGCAAUAGAAGCUUCUGAACAAAUGCAAUCAUUUUUAUCUUUUUAACUAGAAUUGAUAGUUCAACCAUAAGAACGGACAAAAUUGCUCGCAUAAGCAA